ACGGUUUGUAACGACAACAGGAUGUAAGGCGGCACUUCCACCGCGGCGUCUUAAGGCUGAACACGUGCUUCCUCACUGUCCUGUUCCAGUUCCCACCACAGAGCUUAAGAAUGGGGUAAAGACCAAACACCUCGAGCGCAAACCUGAAGCAUCGCCUGCCGUCUCACCUGAACAGGUGGCGAAAGCCGGGACCAUGCACGGCCGCCCCAGGAAGUUAAAGGUCUUCAUGCUGACCGUGAUGACCGUGUUCCUCUUCAUCAUCGUGGAAAUGUCCAGAAACACCGGUCAGGACAAGUUGGGCAGGAACAAAACCCUCAUCCCCAACAAGCAGUUCUGGAAGAAGCCCGUGCGCAGCAAAGCCUACUGGAACCUUCAGCAGGAGCAGCUGGACUACCUGAACAACCCCAUUCUGAACGGACCCAACGGACCCAACGUCUCGCUGCCGGACUGGCUGAACGACACGAUCGGACGGGAAUCCUGCGAGCCGGACCUCAGGGUCAUGAGGCAGAACAAUUUCAACCUGCUCCCGGAUCGAUUCAAGGACUUCCUGUUGUACAUGCAGUGCAGGACGUACCCCAUGGUGGUCGACCAGCCCAAGAUAUGCAAGGAGGAUAUGUUCCUGCUGCUGGCCGUCAAAUCCCUGGCGCCGCAUUUCGACCGGCGUCAGGCCAUCCGAGAGUCCUGGGGUCGGGCCGGACUCCUGGCGAACAAGACCGUCGUGACCGUGUUCCUCCUGGGCAACACGACCACCAUGGACCACUUCCCGGACCUGUCGGAGAUGCUGCGCUACGAGAGCUCCAUGCACGGCGACAUCCUCCAGUGGGACUACCGGGACUCCUUUUUCAACCUGACCAUCAAGGAGGUCCUGUUUCUGGACUGGCUGAACGCCAGCUGUCCCGGCGCGAGCUUCAUCUUCAAGGGCGACGACGACGUCUUCGUGAACACCCUGCACAUCAUCGAGUUCCUCAAGAAGCUCACGCCCGUGAAGGCUCGGGACCUGUUCGUGGGCGACGUGAUCACGAACGCGGGCCCGCACCGAGACAAGAAGCUGAAGUACUACAUCCCGGAGAGCUUCUUCGUCGGGGCGUAUCCGCCAUACGCCGGCGGCGGGGGGUACCUCUAUUCCGGAUCGUUGGCCAAGAGGCUGCACGGUGUCGCGAACAAAGUGGCGCUCUACCCCAUCGACGACGUGUACACCGGGAUGUGCCUGAGGAAGCUGGGGCUCGCCCCGGAGAAGCACAAAGGUUUCAGGACCUUCGACAUCGAGGAGAAGUACCGCGCCAACGCCUGCGCCUACAAGGGCCUCAUGCUGGUUCACCCGAGAAGCCCGCAGGAGAUGAUUAAAAUCUGGACCUGGCUCACUGACCCCGCUUUGAACUGUCAGUAAAAUUCCAACCCGGAUUUCUGGCAGCUCCUCGUUUCAUGUAAAAGGUGAGCGAGGACGUUCCAGCCGCUCUAUUGAUGUUAGAGAUAGUGUUAGAGGCUUUUACACAGGUCGCCUGUUGCUUAGCCUCACCAAUGUUACAGUUUAGCUUCUGCUAAGGACAGUGGGAUCAUGGGAAGCGUAGUUCAGCCGGUCUGAACUCGGAUUGGUGUAUAAAUGCACAGAUGAAUGUUUAUUCGUCAGUGCAUACAGCUCUGCUGUUUAUUCCUAAAGCCAGUACGCUGAAGUGCUAUGCAAACCGUUACACGCAGAACAGCUCCAGUUAUGGAACCGAUUUUAUAAACCGUAAAGCUACCGGAUCAUCGGGUCACUUCUAGAUACUUCGUUUUGUUUGUUUGUUUGUUUUUCACUGUGGUUUGUGCUGCUGUCGAUCCGCUCCACGUUGCAGUGCCCUGUAUAAAGCAUCAGUAUGUAACGAUCUGGGGAUUUGGCGCCCCCUUAGGUGAAGAAAUGUUACUGCAGGCGAUUUUCAGACGUGCAUUUUGAAGCACUUUUGAGCUUCAGUGCCCUUGAACUUCUGAUGCUUCUGAGAGAUUCUUCUCAUGCUGAUGGCGGUGGUGAUGCUCCAAAAUCCCCAGUGCCCCCAAGUGUCCCCAAUUUAAUUGGGUUGGGAUCUGGUGACUUCUAAAACUGUACAGUUCACCCAACAAACCCCAACAUUUCCUGACCAGUUUGGCUGUAGAUGUUGAACUUCUAAACGCACAAUUUGACCCAUUUUGGCGUCCUAGUCAUUUCCAGUCACCCCCCACCCUUCCCCAUUGGCCAAGAAGGGCUAGAGAUUAGCGCUCUAUUUCCACUCCUCGAGGAAAACCCCUUCCCGACCUUUCCUUACUCAGACACAGCCUGCCAGACCUUAAACUUACUACAGUGGUCAAUCAUUUAGGUAUGUACCGUUCUCUUGGUGUAUGCCACACAUGCCAUAAAACACAUGGAGUGCCUUCUGUUCCAAAAGUCCAGAAAUGUCAGGCAGGGCAGUUGUAGCCUAGAGGUUAAGGUACUGGACUAAUAAUCAAAAGGUCAUUGGUGUCUUUAAUUGGGUUGAGAUCUGGUGACUUCUAAAACUCAACAAACCCGAAUAUUUACUGACCAGCUUGGCUGUGGAUGUUGUAUUUAUUGGUAUUUAUUCAUGGAUUGGCGUUGACCCUUCAUUCUAAACGCACAAUUUGACCCAUUUUAGCACUCCUCGAGUAAAAACCCCUUCCCGACCUGACCUUACUCAGACACAGCUCAUUGUGUCUGUCGAGUGCCUGCCAGGCCUUAAACUUAAUACAGUGGUCAAUCAUUUCGGUCCAUACCGUUCUCUUGGUGUACGCCACACAUGCCCCGAAACACAUGAAGUGCCUUCUGUUCCAAAAUAAUCUCAGUAAGGUACUGGACUGGUAACCAGAAGGUCACUGGUUCAUGCCCCACCACUGCCAGAUUGUUGCUGUUGGGCUUUUGAGCGAGGCCCUAAAUUCUCAAUUGCUCAGACGGUACACUGUCACAGUCCUGCUUCGGAUAAAGUCUGCCCGCCGGCAUCUGCACCUUUUUUUUGUCGCCCGUCUCCGAAUUCUGGACAAUGGGCACCAUAUCUGACCACACUGACCAAAUUUGAGGCUUUCACAGCAGUGCCUGGACUCCUGAGUAUUGCUCCUCCAAUCACCGAUCUCAUCAUGCUACUCAUUUAAACUUAAAGUUACAUCCUGCAGCUUUAAAAAGAAGAAGGACUCGAUUGCAGUUCUACUUAAUGUUCUGGAUCCAAAAUUUCAAACGCACAUUCCGGAUCAGCUGGGGCGACGCCCUUUUAUAAACCUUUUUUAAGCUAGAAGACCAAUCGUGUCACUCUGUAGCUUUGGUGCAUUUAAAACGUUCACUGUGCUGAAACCAAAAUGUUUGUGCCUCGUGCCGACGUCGUCAACCUGCUGUCCACUUUCAGUAUUCUUUAGCGGGAUGAAGACGACGACGAGGAGGAAUGUUGCUGUUCAGUAUCGGAGCAAAUCGAGAGGCAGAGGCAGCAUCCAUAGUAGGAUGUAACCAUUGCCUAGGUUACGGCGACACCUGCUGGCAGGGUGUUGCGAGUACUUCCUUUACACCGUGUGCCUGCUUUUACAUGCACAUUCAUGUUCUGAUCGUCUGAUUUCGGUCUGAUCUGACUGUUCUGGGUCUAAGAAAAUUAUUUUAAAGAACUACAAGCCACCCUGAUGCACAUACAGUCUCUAAACAUUAUGUCAAAUCAGUACGUCACCAAUGUGCCUGCUUCUGUAGUGUCGCACUCGGAAUUCACUGCUCAAACUCGAUCCUGCAGCCUUUCAAACAGCUGCAGAAACAACUCUUUGUUGUAUUUAAGGUCACUUUAAGGAACUCCAAGCCACCCUGUAGCACAUACAGUCUCUAAACGGUAUGUCAGAUUAUUAUAUCACCAAUGUGGCUGCUUCUGUAGUGUUAUGUUCGGAAUUCACUGCUCAAACUCGAACCCCUGACUGUUAGACUCGUGUCUGAAUCUGUUCACCUUUUGCGACCUUGAUACGAAUGACGUGAAUCAUCCGGCUAACUAUACACAGCAAGGUGCAGCAGAGUCGGUGUUGCUAUGGAAACCAUGCAAAAGCAUCGUAUUGGAACCUUGAAUGUAAUGGAGCCCACCCUAAACCAAUCAGAUUGAGGGAUUCAGCAGUGCCGUGGUGCUCGACUUGAAAGUGGUGAUGCUGCCACCUCACUGCUGGAAGUUCAUGAGCAGCCCAGGUACUUUCUGUACCUCCUUGAGGGUCAGAUUAUCACCGAAAUGUGAAUCAGAUCAUUUUGUGCAUGUAAACACACUAAUUAGUUUAUCAAUACACUGGAUUUCUGUUCUUGUGAUGCUGAACUUCGUUGUACUGUCGCUUGUUUCCGUAUUUAUUGUUUUUUUUUUCCUGUGUUUUUGAUUCAAAUGUUGUGAAACGUUCUUCAUCACUGACAUCCCAAAGAAGAAAUCCCAAAUAUUACACGUAGGACUGACCAGGAUGAACGACGUUCACGUAUUUAUUGUAACCUAAAGACAGUAUGAGCGGGUGGAGUCGGAUAUUCAGUUUCCGUUAUUUACUACAGCUCCAGAGUUAUUGACACCCUCGGUAACAGGCUGUAGUGUUUUUAAAAACAGAUCCCUCUUCUUAACCUUCACAUCUAAAGGUCCUUACGUUCUUCUGCUCUUCAGCUCAAUCCACAGCUUUCCAAUGACGUUAAGCUCAGGGCGCCGGGCUCAGAAUCCUUAACGAUUCCUGAGAUAAAUCAACCUCAAAACAUUACCGAUCCUCCGCCUUCAUAACUGUGACCAUUCAUUUCACCCCACGCUCACCUCGAGUAUUCGUGUUCCUUUAGUGCUUUAUGUUCGUCUCAUCCCACCGUAGAACCCAGUUCAAGUAAAGACUUAAUACGGAGUAUAAACAGUUUUAUUGUAAAUAUAAGUCUGUUUAUGGUAACUAUGGAAACAGUGAUUGUUAUUUAAUAUAUAAAUGAUUAAUAGUUAUUAUUUAUGUCAAUUUAUUAUCGAGUACGUCUGAACGGAUUGCAGGAAACGGCUCAUGAUCUGGCAUAAAUAAGAAGCUGCUGAGACAUAAGAUGUCAAGCUUGCUGGACUGUGGACAGUGACAUCAAUAUCUAAUGUGCAGGAGUUUCAUUCUUGCAAGAUUGAAACCACGUAAUGUCCAGCAGCUGGACUUUAAUGCCAGAUCUGUUCAUGCUGGUUCUUAAUUGGCGUUCGAGCAUCCAGACAAAUUCCCUCGUUACCUUUAACAGGUGUAGUAAAACCCGCCCUGUUUAUAAGCGCACAAAGACGUAACUAAUCAAUCACAUAUAACCCUGUUUGUUUCCUUCACCUGCACUCACGGUUCAUUCGUUCAGUCACACAUUGACACAGAAGCGCUCGUUCAGCUCUUCUAUACCCGACUCGGGUCCCAGUUCCACAGAGCCGCGAUUAAACGUCAACCAAAGUCACACCGCUGCCUUUUUUUAAACGUGUGCACAAGACCAAAGUUAUAAAUCGAGCCUCAGCAGAAGACGUUUCUAACAGGCUGAUUUAAUUCUAGGUUCUUUUUACCACAAUGUGCCUUUAUUCUCUUUUCUCUCCUGCUGGAUCCUAUUUGUAAAAUUGUUCUGCUUAUUUGUGUCUGUGUUCAUUGAAAUAAAAUAAAACAUAUAUUUUGUAUCUAA
Trichomycterus rosablanca is the source of this 5605-nucleotide messenger RNA. RefSeq names its product UDP-GlcNAc:betaGal beta-1,3-N-acetylglucosaminyltransferase 2b (gene b3gnt2b). Lineage: Eukaryota; Metazoa; Chordata; Actinopteri; Siluriformes; Trichomycteridae. Gene Ontology annotation, molecular function: hexosyltransferase activity; UDP-glycosyltransferase activity. The record is from RefSeq and is a predicted model, not a curated record. The transcript has 3 exons. Gene Ontology annotation, cellular component: Golgi membrane. The coding region runs from base 194 to 1387 and encodes 397 amino acids.